AUGUUUUUACAAAUAAUACUAGUAUCGUUAAUAAUCAAAAAUGUACACAAUCAUACACCGAAGAAUAACUCAGAUGUGUACAUAACAUAUCAAGAACAUAGCGAAUUAGGAAAUGAUAAAAUAUUAGAAGCUAAGAAAGAUGAUAUAGACAAAAAUAAAAUUAAACCAAAAACACAAACAGAUGCUGUAACGGAAAACUAUGAGCCGACAUUUGAAGAUAUAGUUUUCGUACCAAAUGAAAAACCAAUUAUCAGAAAUGAAGAUUUAAUCAACAAUGAAGAAAUUAAAAUUGAUGAUUUGAUGAAUAGGAAAUAUCUUAAUAAUGUAAUGGAGGAAAGAAAAGUUGUUAAAACAGAUUCACCAAACGAACAUGUACUCUUCAUAACGGGGAAGAAUAAGGAAGAUGAAGAAUUUAAUACAGACAAAGUAACAAAAAGGAAUCAAAGGACAAAAUCAAUAUUCGAUGAUAUAUCAAAAGUUAUUAAAAGGAAAGUGAAUUGUUCUUCAUUGGAUUGUAAUAAUAAUCAAGACCCAGUCUGCGGUGGUAAAGCUGAAAGGAACAAAAUAAAAUACAGGCUGUUUUUAAAUGAAUGCUUCUUUGAUAAAGUUAAUUGCGCCUUCAAGUACAAUUUGAAUAAAUAUAGAAAAGUAAAUUUAACAAAAUGCGAGCAAGUAGCUGCAUUGAACUUUGAGAAACCAACUUACAAACUUAAAACUGCACCCAUCAAGCCCGCUAAUGUCAAUAAUACAAGAAGAACCUUCUCAUCUAGAAGGUCUCUCAUGAUAGACAUUGAUGGCAAGUUCUGUUCGCAUUCCUGUCCUGUAAGUUGCACAGAUGACUACGACCCGCGUUGUGCUAUUACCUCUAAUGGACAGAUGAGGGUCUUUGCUAAUCAUUGCAAGUUGGAUUUUAACUCUUGCUUGUAUAGGAUUGUAUGGCACGCUAGACCUCUAUCUCAUUGCGUGGGAGGAAGGAAGGCGGAUAUGCAGCAAAACAGAAGAUUCAUAUCCUGGAUGCAGCAAGCGGGAAUCGUAGAUAAAAGGGGGCGACUAUCCAUACAUUGA
Messenger RNA from Papilio xuthus (Asian swallowtail), 1065 nucleotides. The record is from RefSeq and is a predicted model, not a curated record. Lineage: Eukaryota; Metazoa; Arthropoda; Insecta; Lepidoptera; Papilionidae.